UCACCGUCUUAUGCUGCGUACUGUUCUAAUUCCUAUCCAUUGAUUGGGGAAAAGAUUAGAAAACCAAUCGUUUUCCAUGGCACAAGAUGGCCCCAACCCUAAACCCUCCAUUACAGAACAAGCACAAAGCUCUGGCGGAUGCGCCAUUCUGGUUUUUGUCGCCAUCGAUCACCACAAGCGAAAUUCCAAUUGUUUCUUCGCCCACAUUCUGUAGGAGCGCUACUACAUAUCCUCCACUGCCAACGAUUGGUUUGAGGAAGGAAGGUGUUCUACUGUGAGUUAUGAUCAUCGAGCUCUGGUUAUUGAUGGGAAGAGAAGGGUUUUGCUCUCUGGCUCCGUUCAUUAUCCUAGAACUACACCUGAGAUGUGGCCAGAGAUUAUUAGACUGUCGAAGGAAGGAGGGUUGGACGUGAUUGAAACUUACGUGUUUUGGAACAAUCAUGAGCCUGAGAGAGGGCAGUACUACUUUGAAGGCAGAUUUGACUUGGUGAAGUUUGUCAAAACAGUUCAGGAAGCUGGUCUUCUGGUUCAUUUGCGGAUCGGUCCUUAUGCUUGUGCUGAAUGGAACUAUGGAGGAUUUCCAAUGUGGUUGCAUUUCCUUCCUGGGAUUCAGUUCCGUACCAAUAAUGCAAUAUUCAAGAAUGAGAUGAAGCGGUUUCUUGCAAAAGUUGUGAACCUGAUGAAGGAGGAGCGUCUCUUUGCCUCACAAGGCGGUCCGAUCAUUCUUGCCCAGGUUGAGAAUGAAUAUGGGAACGUGGAGUCAUCAUAUGGGCAACCUGGGGAGUUGUAUGUUCAAUGGGCUGCAAAAACUGCUGUCAGUUUGAACACCACUGUUCCUUGGGUGAUGUGCGCACAAGGCGAUGCUCCAGAUCCAAUAAUAAACACAUGCAAUGGGUUUUACUGUGAUCAGUUCACUCCAAAUUCUCCUUCCAAGCCUAAAAUGUGGACAGAGAACUAUAGUGGAUGGUUUCUUUCAUUUGGUUACCCCAUCCCAUACCGACCUGUCGAGGACUUGGCUUUCUCUGUUGCUCGGUUUUUCGAAUAUGGUGGCACAUUUCAAAACUAUUAUAUGUACAGUAUUUUGGUGGAACAAACUUUGGGCGAACAGCUGGAGGCCCUCUGGUCGCAACAAGCUAUGACUACGAUGCACCAAUUGAUGAAUAUGGUUUUAUUAGACAACCAAAGUGGGGCCAUCUCCGAGACCUGCACAAAGCGAUAAAGCUAUGUGAGGAAUAUCUCAUAAGCUCAGACCCAACACUUGAGAAACUAGGCCGAAACUUAGAGGCGCACGUUUACUACAAAUCUUCCAACAGUUGUGCAGCCUUUCUUGCCAAUUUCGACAGCAUUUCUGAUGCCAGAGUCACAUUCAAAGGGAAUGAGUAUUUCCUUCCUGCUUGGUCUGUGAGCAUACUUCCAGACUGUAAGAAUGUCGUAUUCAACACAGCAAAGGUUGUUUCACAAAGGCAUCCUGCUGAAAAUGCAUUCACUAGAUCAACUAGUACGCACGAGGUUUCACUCGCUACAUCAGAUUGGAGCUGGUACCAAGAAUAUGUUGGAAUCUGGGGGACCAACUCAUUUACCAAGUCGGGACUAUUGGAGCAGAUCAAUACCACCAAAGACACCAGUGAUUUUCUUUGGUACUCAACCAGUAUAUAUGUCAAUUCGACGGAAGAUAGGGAUGGCUUCUUGAAUGUCCAGAGCAUGGGACAUGUAGCACUGGUCUUUGUUAACAAGAAGCUCCUAGGUCUUGGAUAUGGUAACCAUGACGAUGAAAAAUUCUCAAUCGCUCAGAGGAUCAGCCUUGAAGAGGGUAUAAAUACCCUGGAUAUUUUGAGUAUGAUGGUUGGUUUGCAGAACUAUGGACCCUGGUUCGACGUUCAAGGAGCUGGGAUUGACGAAGUUGUUCUUGCUGGCUUCAUGAAUGGCAACCGUGACAUUUCUUCUCAAAAUUGGACCUAUCAGGUGGGGCUCAAAGGAGAACACCUUGGACUGGAUAAAAUCAGUUUGGCAAACAGUUCAUACUGGAGUCAUGGAAGUUCUCUCCCUGUUGCUAAUAGUUUGAUAUGGUACAAGACCACAUUCCUUUCUCCACAAGGGAAGGGACCUUUAGCUCUAAACCUAUCCAGCAUGGGAAAAGGUCAGGCAUGGGUGAACGGGCAUGGCAUUGGUCGAUAUUGGCCAGCCUAUCUUUCCCCUCCCACUGGUUGCACUGAGAACUGCGAUUACAGAGGAAAUCAUGACUCAUCUACUUGUCAAAGGAAAUGUGGCCAACCCACUCAAACAUUGUACCAUGUGCCGAGAGCCUGGGUUCACAGCGGCGAAAACCUGCUCGUCUUGCACGAAGAGCUGGGAGGCGAUCCGUCGAAAAUCACGGUCCUGACACAAACCGAUGCAGAAGUUAUAUGUUCAGUGGUCUCAGAGGACGAUCCUCCCCCAGUCGAUUCGUGGAAGCCGAACACUAAUGAGCUCGUAUCUCGUCAGAGCCAGCCCGAAGUUCGCCUUGCCUGCAGCGACGAACGACGGCUCAUUUCGUCGAUAAACUUUGCCGGCUUCGGGAACCCUGGUGGGAACUGUGGCUCAUUUGUUCCCGGGGAUUGCCAUGCUGACAUGUCGAGCUUCGUACGUAAGGCUUGUGUUGGGAAGAAAGGAUGCUCGAUCCCGGUGAUGACAGAAUCAGAGGAGCUUGAUGAUGGUCUUUGUUCUGGCCUUGUGAAACGGUUUGCAGUUGAAGCAGUUUGUAGUUAAGUGAGAACUUAGAAGUGUUCUCCAGUUAUUUAUAGGCACCAUUGUAUUGAUCGUCGUGUAAUUCAGUCCUCUCCGUCGCCGUCGCCGUCGGUCAGCUCAGGCAACCGGAAAACAGUAUCCGAUUCAAUAUAUCGCGUAAAUGUCACGAUAUGUCAUCAAUAUAUCUUUCUCGGCCGUUAUCGAGUUCCGGUUGCUGAAACGUUUCGCGUACCAGUGUUUUUAUUUCCGUUUUUUAGUUUUUGUUUUCGCGCGUGUUUGGCCGCUUAGUUUUGUCAAUAGGCCAUUGGCCAGCGUGGGCUUUUAGUGGCUAGGUUAUGGGUGCUGUGCAUACUAAAAAGGCCUGAGGCCCAAGUUGUGGGGCCUGGAUAAACUAAUACAGGCCCGUUUCCCAUAUUCCAACGAGGGGGAAACAGAG
Molecule: messenger RNA, 3160 nt
Organism: Linum tenue
Lineage: Eukaryota; Viridiplantae; Streptophyta; Magnoliopsida; Malpighiales; Linaceae
Source: the annotation of a GenBank genome assembly